Molecule: messenger RNA, 924 nt
Organism: Bipolaris maydis ATCC 48331
Lineage: Eukaryota; Fungi; Ascomycota; Dothideomycetes; Pleosporales; Pleosporaceae
Molecular function (GO): protein binding
Source: RefSeq, a predicted model, not a curated record
AUGUUGGCACUGGUUCUCUCCGGCUUCUUUGCACUUAGUCAAGCUGCUCCCGCCAAAACUCUUGUCAAAUAUAGUAAUGAGCCGUCGGACAUGCCUGCCAACCUGUGGCGCGACUUGAAGACUGCUAAAGCCUUCGCUAAGCAGGUAACUGGCCCUCCCGAGAUCCUCGCUAACUGGACUGCAUCGGGCGACGAUUUGUGUUCGUGGGAGGGUUUUUACUGCUACCCCAACCCCGACAACAACAUCUUGUCUCUCGCUGCCAUUGAUUUUAAUGAAUUUUACCUGAGUGGCAAACUCAGAUUGACUGGCUUUCUCGACAAGUUUCCCGAUCUUUCCCUCUUCCAUGCCAAUACCAACAAUUUCAGCGGCCAAGUACCCGAUAUCAGCCAGAUGCACUAUCUGUUUGAGAUCGACUUGAGCAACAAUCAAUUCUCUGGACCUUUUCCCCAGAAUUUACUCAGGGCUAACCAGUUAACUUUCCUCGAUCUCCGCUACAACAAGUUCAGCGGUCCUAUCCCUGGAAAUGUCUUCACUGCCUACCCUGAUCUCGAUGCCCUCUUCUUCAACGACAACAAGUUCUCGGGCCAAAUACCCAAUGAGAUUGGCGCUUUCCCCGGCAGUUACAUUGUUCUUGCGAACAAUCACCUCUCAGGUCCCAUUCCUGAUACCCUGGGCAAUGCUGGAAGCCUCCUGGAGUUUAUGGCUUCUGGGAACAAGUUGUUCGGCUCUAUCCCUGGUUCCAUCGGUUCCAUCGCCAACCUCACCCUCUUCGAUGUCUCCAACAAUAAACUGACUGGCACUAUUCCUGAGACGCUCUGUGCCAGCAAGUCUCUCCAGGUCCUUAAUGUGACUGGUAACAGACUUUCCAAUGACCUUGGUCCCAUUUGCCAGGCGUCGAAGGCCAAUGGCAUUUUGCUGAUGUAG